CAGACUGCUGGGCUACUUCAGCCUAUUGAUGAGACAAUGGUUAAAAAAAUUCAUGAGCUUGUUGGAAGUGGUGUUAAUUGUGUUUCUAAAAUGCAACGGCACCUGCAUCAUUAUGUAAAGAAGGAACUUUUCACAGGCCAACAGCCUCCAGAUCUAACCAACAGAUGGUUCUUCCCAACAACCAUGGAUGUCAGGAACCACAUGCAUCGUGCCACAGUGGUAUGCAGACAUUCACAAAUUGAUCAAGAAAACCUUGACUUAAAAAUCAAGAAGUGGAAAGAAGAAAGCCCAGAUGAUAAUUUCUUUUUCAGGCCUUACUGCCUUACAAGUGAUAGUGAGUCCUAUCAACAACCACAGUCACUGAAGGAAGAAGACAGCACUGAUGUAAUUAAAAUAAGUAUAGGUGAUCCAUUCAACAACCUCCUCCUUGUUCAUCAGACAAAGUGGCAAAGAGAGCUGCUUUUAAAGUAUGGUGGUGAAAUUUGCCUACUGGAUGCAACAUACAAAACUUCA
Pocillopora meandrina is the source of this 513-nucleotide messenger RNA. Lineage: Eukaryota; Metazoa; Cnidaria; Anthozoa; Scleractinia; Pocilloporidae. The record is from the annotation of a GenBank genome assembly.